AUGAAGCCAGGCAGUGGCCGCAAGGAAAAGCGCAACAAGAAAUGUAUGGUUUCACUUGAUGAUGUUCCUGAUUUCAGCAAAAAUGUUCCAAUUACCAAAGAGGACCGUGAAUAUUUUAAGUAUGAUCUUCAAGGAGGGAGAAUGGAGAAAGCAGCAACAUCCAAGAUUCAGAAAAAUUUGGAUGCCUUGGAGAACGCCCGUCUAGAUAUUGCGGUAACGGGGGAAUCCGGCUCUGGCAAGUCCUCCUUUGUCAAUGCCAUUCGAGGCCUAGGGGAUGAAGAUGAUGGAUCUGCUCCUACUGGGGUGGUAGAGACCACCUUGAAGCCAGUUCCUUACCCAUAUCCCAAGCACCCUAAUGUGACUGUGUGGGAUUUGCCAGGAAUUGGCACCCCCCGAUUCAAAUCCGAUACGUACCUGCAAGACGUAUCCUUUUCCAGGUAUGACUUCUUUAUUAUCAUUGCCUCAGAGCGCUUCAAAUCCACCCAUGCCCAACUGGCACUAGAGAUCCAGAAGAUGGGCAAACGCUUUUAUUUUGUGCGCUGCAAAGUGGAUGUGGACCUGGAGGCCAGCAAAAGGCGUCGGCCGCGAGCCUAUGAUGAGGAGGAGAUCCUGCGGCAGAUCCGCAACAAAUGCCAAGAGUGCCUAGAAGCUGAAAAGGUGGUCUCUCCUCGUGUCUUUCUCCUUUCCAACUGGGAGCUGAACAAGUAUGAUUUUAAGCUGUUCGAAAAGACCUUGAGGAAAGAACUUCCAAGCCACAAGAGACACGCCUUCCUCCUAGCCCUGCCCAACAUCUCUCCAGAAAUCUUACAAAAGAAGAAAGAGGCCUUACAGGAACAGAUCUGGAAGCUGGCUGCUGUCUCAUGUGCCUUGGCAACUGUGCCCAUCCCAGGUGUCGGUUUCGCCUGUGACGUGCCUAUCCUGGUUUGUUCUAUCUCAAAGUACCGCCAGGUCUUUGGACUUGAUAAGAAGUCCCUCACCCAGCUUGCUGACAAGAUCGGCCAGCCUGUGGAAGAGAUCAAAGCGGUCAUUAAGUCACCAUUGUCCCAAAAGGUAUCCAAACGCUUGGUGUUACAGAUGUUCAGCAGGGCUAGUACUGCAGCAGUAGUCGUGGUAGAGUAUUUUGCUAGUACAAUUCCCAUAUUUGGUUCCCUGGCAGCUGGAGCGAUUGCCUUCGGAACCACCUACUACGUGCUGUGGAGCAUCCUAAACCAAAUGGCAGAUGAUGCUCAUAGUGUUCUCACCAUGGUCCUUCAGUCUGACUAUGAACCUAAAACACAAAGAACCAAGAUGGGGGUUGCCAUCUCAAAAACAGUGGUAAGAGCUGAACUGGAAAGUAUGAAGAUUGCAUUGGAAAAGAACAAUCCCCAAGAUGUUUCAAAACGAAUGAAUGAAGAACUGAAUUUAUUAAAGAGCACUACGCUUGAUAUUGGCAUCACAGGGGUGUCGGGUGCUGGUAAAUCGUCAAUUGUCAAUGCCCUGCGAGGAAUAACAGAAAAGGACCCUGGUGCAGCUAAGACGGGAAACACAGAAACAACAAUGGAGCCAGAGAAAUACACACAUCCCAUGUUCCCCGAAGUAACCAUGUGGGAUCUACCGGGAAUUGGGACACCUAAAUUUAAAGCAAAGGAAUAUCUGCGGCUGGUAAAUUUUGAGAAGUAUGAUUUCUUCAUUAUUGUGGCUUCAGAACGCUUCACAGAAAAUGAUGUCUUACUAGCCAAAGAAAUGCAGAAAAAGAAGAAGAAGUAUUAUUUUGUGCGCUCCAAAGUAGAUCAGAGUGUAAAUGCUGACAAAAGGAAUGCCGAUUUCAAUGAGGAAAAAACCUGUGAGAAGAUAAGACAAUAUUGUUGUGACAAUCUGACAGAAGCAGGAGAAUCUAACCCAAGGGUUUUUCUCAUUUCCAGUUGGGAUUUGAAAAUGUAUGAUUUCCCCCUCCUUCAAGAGACCUUGUCGAAUGACUUGGAUGACCUCAAGAAGUAUGCCUUAAUUGUAUCAAUGCCAGCUUUCUCAAGAGAAGUCCUGGAGAAGAAAAAGGCUGCUAUGGAGACCCUUAUAUGGAAAGUAGCCCUUGUGUCUUGUGGCAUUGGGGCAAUUCCUGUCCCAGGACUCUCUCUUGCUUGUGAUAUUGGCAUCUUGGUUGGAACAAUGAUACAUUUCUGCAAGGUCUUUGGUUUGGAUGAAGAUUGCCUCUGCAGACUUGCAAGCCGUGUUGGCAAACCUAUUGAUGAAUUGAAAUCAGCUGUCAAAAAAGCCCCCAUGGCCAGCCAAGUCACCACUGAAUUUGUAAUCGAUCUAAUGACUAAGUCAUUAGUGUGUGGAGCAGUGAUGGCGGUAGAAUUUGCUCUUGAUUUUGUGCCUGUGUUGGGCUCUCUCACUGGUGGAGCACUUUCUUUUGUAACCACCUUCUACCUACUGAAGAGCUUUCUGCAUGAUGUUGAGGAAGAUGCAGAGAAUGUCCUAGCAAAAGCUAUGGAGACCCAGGACAAGUAA
This is a messenger RNA of Eublepharis macularius, 2487 nucleotides long. RefSeq lists its product as uncharacterized. Bases 1 to 2487 code for a protein of 828 amino acids. The transcript is spliced from 3 exons. Gene Ontology annotation, molecular function: GTP binding; GTPase activity. Lineage: Eukaryota; Metazoa; Chordata; Lepidosauria; Squamata; Eublepharidae. The record is from RefSeq and is a predicted model, not a curated record. Gene Ontology annotation, cellular component: membrane.